Salmo salar (Atlantic salmon) is the source of this 9398-nucleotide messenger RNA. RefSeq names its product inositol polyphosphate 5-phosphatase K. Gene Ontology annotation, biological process: phosphatidylinositol dephosphorylation; negative regulation of peptidyl-serine phosphorylation. NCBI's taxonomy places the organism in Eukaryota, Metazoa, Chordata, Actinopteri, Salmoniformes, Salmonidae. Gene Ontology annotation, cellular component: ruffle; plasma membrane; cytoplasm. Gene Ontology annotation, molecular function: phosphatidylinositol-4,5-bisphosphate 5-phosphatase activity; phosphatidylinositol-3,4,5-trisphosphate 5-phosphatase activity. The record is from RefSeq and is a predicted model, not a curated record.
UUUGUCACAGAGAGUGUGUGCAACCCCACAGCAUGUCUGUAUGUGAUUAUUAUUGCAUGUUGAUUGAUCAUACAUUCUUGUUUUUUAUUUUUCAUAGUUCAGUGUGCCGUAGCAAAGAGGUGCAUGGCUGAGUAGACCUGUAUCAAGUGAUGUUAUAGAUCAUAUGUAAUCUUUGAUGUGUGACAGAUGGGUAGAAAAGAAUCUCUAGGUCAGUGGUUUCCAACCUGUGGUCCAUGGGGGUACUGCAGGUGGUCCGUGAAUUAUUUUAAUAUCUUUAUUUUUAGAGUAUAUUUAUUUUUAGAUCAUUUUUUUCUUCCAAAAAUAAAUAACCGUUUAGGAAGUAUAAUGGUGUUAUAAGCAAUUUUACAUGACUUUUCACAAACACAUUUUUAACAAUAAUAAUAAUAGGCCUUUAAUUUGUUACAUUCACUGCAAAUAUGACCACAAAUAUAUUUUAUGUUAAAAAAAAAACUAAAUCCGCUGGUGCUGUGUGGACUAAGCUAGUAGGGCCUUGCAAGGACUAGCCGAGUUCGGUGUGGACGGCAAUGGGUCCACCAGGCGGGCCUGUACACUGUAGCUGUAUGGGUAUCAGGAGGUGAGGCAUGUCUGAACCAAUCAGCAGCAGAGGUUGGGCUUGGGCUACCGGUGGCAAAGGCAGCUUACGGAGGUGGUCGUGUUGCUUUUGGUGGGAGUGUUUGGAAAGGCCUAGGUUGUCUGCGGUCUUAUCUGAUACUUCUUGAAAGGAUUGAGCAGGGGGAACAUGUCAAAGGUAACUGAGGCACCUUGCAGUUGCACAACGUCUUGUCGAACUGUCAUGAGGGUGAAGGUCUCAGGCUUAGAAUUGAGGUUAAGUUGUUGAACAGCCUGUGGCAUUACUUUCGCUGAUUGGUUGGGUCUGUUCAGGUACACCUUGGUCUUCGGGAUACUCACCAUGAUCACGCUUUUCUGGUUUUCCUGUAUGGCAUCAUGAAGGAUCGUUAGGUGUUGCUCUUUACAUGUCUUGCAAGGUCGUCGGAGAGUGCAAGCAUCAGCUUUGUGGGAUCGUCCACACUUCCAACACCUUUUUCCAUCCCUUAACCACUUGACGAUUUGUCCUGUGUUCAGCUUCUUGAACUCUUCACAUGUGUUGAGAAAGUGUUCUUUACUGUCACAGUAUGGCUUGGAUUUGGAUUUCUCCCUUGGAUUGAGCAGGCUCCUUUGGGUUUGAAUCUUCACUUGCGUUGAAAAGGAUUGAAGCAGAUUUAUCCUUCUGUCUCGUUAAGGCACGGUGGUCUUUCUUGAAUGGCUAAGGCAUAUCACAUUGAUAGAGGGCUGUGGCUCUGCUUGAUAUGCGGUUAGCCUGGGACUUGUAGGGUGUCGUGUAGGGUGUACGUCUGUUCAGUGCCAGUCCUCAGGAUGCCGCAAUCUAAGCAGUACUCAACGAAUUCAUCCCGGUAGCUUGCUCAAGAGAUGGUCGACGUGGGAUCUACAUCUGAGCUCAUAGCCAUUCUGCCCCUCAAGGGUCCUGAGCAUGAUAGGGCAAAGGUGUCGAAGGCUUCUGCAUCUCCGAACCUGAUGGCAGGGGAGUUUAGGAUGGUGGCUAGCUCACACUGGACGAGUUGGCGGGGCUGACCGUACUUGUCCUGCAGGGUUUUUAAGGCAACAGUGUGAGGUCUCGGGUCGUGCAUGUAGGCCUUAGCAAGCUGGACUGCACUCUGUAGUUUCAGGUGGGCCAGGAGCACUUGAUACUUAUACCGCUCGUUUAGGUGUCUGUGACUGCUCAUCAGGUAUCUAGGGCCAUCUUGAGGAGGGCAAAAGUCACUCUCUCUACCCCUCUCAAAGUAGGGCAAAGACUGCUUCGGCAUGCCGUAUGAUGGAGCAGGAUAUGGUGCUGCUGGAUUGGGAUAGGGCACGCUUAAACCUGGAUGGAAGCCUGGUGCUGCUGGGACUGGAUAAGGUAUGCUUUGUCCCGCAGUUAAGUAGGGUUCACCUGGAACAGGGUAUGGGUGUGAAACCACAGGAGCUGGAGCAGGGUGUGGAACCACAGGAGCUGGAGCAGGGUGCGGAACCACAGGAGCUGUAGCAGGGUGCGGAACCACGGGAGCUGUAGCAGGGUGCGGAACCACAGGAGCUGUAGCAAGAUGCGGAACCACGGGAGCUGGAGCAGGGUGCGGAACCACAGGUGCUGGAGCUUGGUGCGGAACCACGGGAGCUGGAGCAGGGUGCGGAACCACAGGUGCUGGAGCUUGGUGCGGAACCACGAGAGCUGGAGCAGGGUGCGGAACCACAGGAGCUGCUGAUGAGUGCCUCGGGUAGGCAGGGAGAAGAUGAUGUGAGUCUUCAUAGGCUCCGCCUCUUUCUCCUAGGUUGGCGUGUUGUGGUUGUGUCAGUGGGACAGACGCAAAGCUGUCACAUGAUUCAUCAGACAGUGCUGGUGAGGGGCUCCUCUGCUCUGACUGAGUCAUCUGGGUUCUGGCUGCAUCAACGCCUUCAUCUCUUUCUUUAAGAAAGGAUGUGACAAGCUUGGCUAGAUCUAGCUCAUUAGCUACCUUCUGUAGAUGCCGCUGCCUGUUCAAUUGUGUAGCUAUUGGUUCUCCGGCCCAAUGAGCUUCCUCCUGUCGACACUGAGUUUCUUCCUGUUGUCGCUGAACUUCUCUGGCUUCGGCUGCUAUGCGUCGACACUACGUCAACGUUGUGUACUUGCUCUAGCUGGCGUUGUAGGUCAUUAAACUCCAUGAGCUUCAUUCUUUUCUCCAACAUAGCUGCUUGGAAGUGGGAUAGAUCUGGGAAGCGACUCACCGAUAAGCUGGCACUAUAUCUGGAUCUGGUAGCACUCCUCUCUGAUCGGAUGUCCGCUCGACUACUCCUUCGUCCUAAUGAGGGGGGUGUCUGAGUGGUGGGGAGAUAUUCAACAGUAUAAUCGCCCAGGUGAGCUAGGGGAUGUCUGUCUUGGAUGGGUCCGUAUUUGUCGGAUCCAUAUCUUCAGGUGGUUUACACAAUCCAACUCUAAGGACCAUGAAUUAGAGGAUGAUGCCUCUGGAAUUUAUUCAGUGAUUGAGUAGGUGAAGUUAUGGAGAUUGUACUCCUAUUAGAGAGAUGGUGGGAGAGACAGUUCCGCAGUUUAGGAUUCUUUAAUGUUGAUUGGAGAUUAACAAUGUUUGCAAUUUUGUGUCAUGUCAUUCAGAUUUGAUUAUCCAAUUAACUGUCCAUUUAUCCAUACAAGAUGUGGUCUGAAAAUAAUAAGCAUCAAUACUAAGAUAAGGCACAUUCAGCAUAAAAAAUGAAACACAUAAUGCUGUAAUAAUUAUGAAAAUAUUCUUAAACUAUUGACAACUUCGUCAGUAAAACAGGGGGAAAACAUAAACCUUACAGUUUUGGUAUUCACGCACAGUGAUGAAUACAUUGGUCAGAAAAUAAAUAAUGUCCAAAACUGAGAGUUGUGUUCACAGCUAUAGGUGGCAAGCUGCGCUUGGUAAUGAACUAAACACUGCCAGCUUGCGACAGCUGUGACAUCAUCACUGAGCUCUUAAAGGGACAGGCUUUCUUACAGCUGCUGUAGGUCACUUGUAGUCCACCUAUAUGACUCCACCUCUUCUGAAACCAGGGCUUCCAGGGGAGAAUGAGGGCUUCUGUGGCUUCCCUCUCAUUGAAGCCACGGGAGUUCAAGGCCGACCACGGUACUGCAGGCAUUGUCAGCAAACACUGUAGUGAAUGGGAAAAUGGCAAUCUUUGUGAAAAUAUAUUUUUUUAGAAGACAAUCAUGUUACGUAAUUGCUUCUAAUACACCAGAUGUAUGUUCUUUAACCAAUUAUUUUAAAAUUGCACACAAAAUAAAUUCUAAGGAUUAUUGAAUUGCUAAUAGCAGCCUGCAGUACCCCAGCCACCUUCAACUGGAGUUACUCAAUGAGAGGGGGCAGCACUGAGCUAGCCUGCAAUGUCACUUCCUGGAGUACCUCAAACUGUGCAUGUUAUGUACCCAUGAGAUGCCAUCUUAAUCGACACCAUUUGGCUUCAAUGUGCUAUUGAGUCUUCACAUAGGAAUGAUUGGUGUCACGUGAUCGAUGGCUGUCCAUUCAAUGGCUGAAUCAACAUGUAUAUAGCCACUAACAACAACAUUUGUGAUGGCUUUUUUCUUUCCAAUGUAUUGCUUUAUUGACAGUGACACACCUUCCAUGACCACAACCACAAUCUAUUAUGUUUAGGCUAUCCUUGCACAUUCAAGUGGUCACAUGUACCUUUCAGUUUCCAGAGCCACUCUGAAUGUCAUGAAUAAAUCAGGGGGGUAUUUCAUUUAUGGAGGUCGGCGGACAAACAAUGCGUUUGGUAAGUGAGCUGUUCUUGCUGUCACUGGCAUCUUAUAGGCUGAUUCUCAUAGAGUGAGGACUACUAUGUAGCCUACUUAAUGUCAUGUGACCCAUUGUGUUCUUGCUCUGUAUCUACUGCUGCAGUGGGUUGGUGUUCUGUCUGAGACUAUCUCGCUGCCACACAUAGUGUGUGUGUUAGUGUGUGUUAGAGAUAUACAUUGUUCUACCUGCAUUUUCUGAGGCAGAGGGGCAUGAUAGGUUAGUUUGAAGAGUAGAAAAGCCCACCCUUCCCCUCCAUAACAUACAGUAGUUGAAAGGGAAGAUGCAAGGAGGGAAUGGAGCAGGGAGUCAUGGGAUAGAAAGGGGGUUGGACUAGGGGACUGAAAUGUAUUGCUAAGCAACAGGAAAGUAGACAUGGAUUGGGGUAGAAAGUUGGUUCCCACCGACUGCCUAUGGUUUAGUAUGGUUAUGAUGUCGGCUGUGAUGUCUGGGGACUGGGGGGCAGGAGGUGGACAGGUACUCAGUGUGAGCCAGUUCCCUCACCCCCUUCUGGCUCCAUGUCAAUUCCCCCUCCCAGUCGGGCCACAGGGUUCGGUGUUAGAUGGAGACAGUCUGUGAUCAGAGGGGGGAUGAGGGAAGGGGUUGUGAAGGAAAACAAACACAGGUCUCUCAUCUUCUCAUUCUACAUUUGCAUCAGUUACACAACCAGCCCAGCAGACUGCACAUUCCUCUCUCUUGUAAUUGCUCUCCCAUCUGUUCAAUCUCUUUAUCUAACAAAUGCUCUCCCAUCCCUUCCACGUGAUUUGUGGUUACUAAUCAGGUUAAUGGAUCAAAUGCAGCAGAAACAAAGCAGCAUAGAUCCAGCAAGACUCUCUGGACAACCUGGGUUGAAUGCUGUUCCAGGACCUGCUCUACCCCUGCAACCAACAGCCCAGGACACCUCUAUGACCUGUCCCAUAGUAGGGUCUGGGAAACUCCCAGGAAUGGGUCCAGUUCAGGCCUCAGGUGUACGUGAGAUGCCAGACCCGGUGAGGCCGGAGAAUGUACAGCCUGGGUCCAGUGCUGCAGUUCCAGUCAAUAUCAGCCGUCCCAGACCUACUGCACUGAAUUCCUCCAGAGGUCCAGAGGCUGAUAUGAAGGAUAAGGCCUUUAUUCCAAACCGCAUUCCUGGACCACACAGCCCCAUCUCCCUGUCCCAGUCCCCUACAGAGUCUUCCCUGUUGUCCCGCAGCCCUCAGAGUCCUCAUAGCAGUCAGCCUUACACAGGCCAGUCUUACCUCAUCCCACAGCCUAACCUGCCUCAGCCAUGCCUCACCCCGCCAUCCAGCCUCAGCCCUAAACCAGGCUCCAGUCCACAACCCCAGAGGACCAGAUCCCCUGGGGGCGCUGUGAAGAACCAGCCACAGACCGACAAGACUGAAGGAGAAACAGAUUACGGCUUCAGGGUUCACAUUGUCACAUGGAAUGUGGGCUCUGCUCUUCCUCCUGAUGACAUCACCUCUCUGUUUGGGCCGCAUGCUGGCGAUGGGAGCACAGACAUGUUUAUCAUUGGGCUACAGGAAGUGAACUCUAUGAUUAACAAGCGGCUGAAGGAUGCUCUCUUCACUGACCAGUGGAGUGAACUCUGCAUGGACACACUGAGUCGAUUUGGAUAUGUGCUGGUGACGUCCCAGCGUAUGCAGGGGGUGCUGUUGCUGGUGUUUUCAAAAUUUUGUCAUCUUCCAUUUCUGAGGGGUUUGCAGACAGAGAAAACACGCACAGGCCUCGGGGGCUACUGGGGUAAUAAAGGGGGUGUAAGUGCGAGGAUGACGAUGUUCGGCCACCCGGUGUGUUUCCUGAACUGUCACCUGCCGGCUCACAUGCGGAACCUGGAGCAGCGCAUGGAGGACUUUGGGAGCAUUCUGCAGCAACAGCAGUUUGAGGGCGGGACUGCCUCGGGUGUGCUGGACCACGAUGUGGUGUUCUGGUUUGGAGAUCUUAACUUCCGCAUAGAGGACUAUGACAUUCAUGUGGUGAAGAGUGCCAUUGACAGCAAUAAACUACCUUUGCUGUGGGAGAGAGACCAGCUCAACAUAGCCAAAAACAGUGAGUCCAUCUUAGAUGGCUUCUUAGAAGGCCCUCUCAACUUCCCCCCCACAUAUAAGUUUGAUGUGGGGACACACACAUACGACACCAGCAGUAAGAAGCGAAAGCCAGCAUGGACAGACCGUAUCCUGUGGCGUCUGCGUUGUACGGGCUCCCCUGUUCCUACCCACAAUGCGGCGCUGCAGCGCGGCCUGACCUCUUGGCUGGGUGGGGCAACCAAGGUGGUGCAACACUCCUACCGCAGUCACAUGGGCUACACCUGCAGCGACCACAAGCCUGUCUCUGCUGUCUUCUCAUUACAUUUCCCAUUUAAAGUGGACCUUCCUCUUGUAACGUUAGAGUAUGUGAAGGAGUGGACUAAGGUUUCUGAUGCCACGGUCAGAUUCACUGUGAUGUCCAACUUCCAGCGCAGCUCAUGGGACUGGGUUGCAAUAUACAAGGUUGGGUUCAAACAUCACAAGGACUAUGUAACAUAUGUGUGGGCCAAAGCAGAUCAUGGGUCACAGGUGACAUUUACAGAGGAGGAUUUACCCAGGGAUGAAGGGGAAUACAUUUUGGGUUUCUACAGUAAUAACAUGAACACUAUUAUCGGCGUGACAUCGCCCUUUCAGAUCCAUGUUCCUGUGCACAGCCCGACAGCCCCACCAGUAUGCCGCUCAGACAGUUCUGACGUCAGCUCGGAGGAUGACAGCACACUGGUCCUGCUGGCCCCUGCUAGCUCCCGCAGCCCAAGCCCUGGAAAAAGAAAACACCACCAUCGCCGCAGCCGCAGUCCUGCUCACUCCAACACCCCCAUGCCCUCCCUGCAGGGCCUCAGCCUGCAUCCUCGUCCCCUAGAGGGGCUCCCAAGCAGCCGCUCGCCCUGCUCUGCUGCUAAGAAGGAGCGCCUGGUUUCCCCCCAGGACACCCUGCCGUCGCCCAUCAGCCCGCUCACCCCCCGCAGCCCUGUGUCCCCUGGAGGCGGGGUCUCAGCCCCAGAGGCUCUAAUCGCUGCCAUCCUGGGGGAGCAUAGACAAACUCAGGUCACCCCCACAGGGGGCAGGUCACCAGGCAAGACUGGAGAGACAAGUUUAUGAGGAGCCCAACCAACAAUAUCUGUGGGGUCAUGAAUAUGCAGAGACAUUAAAGGUUGAAUUCAAUCCAUAUCGAAGAAUUCUUGUAGCAUUAUAGCUCAAAAUUUAAAGGCAAUGUUCCCGCUUUCACGGAGACUGUGUUCACGGAAAACGCUGCAUAUGUUCGGCUCAAUCGGAAAUUACCCUUAAAUUUGUUUCUGCGAUACAGAUUGAAUCUAGCCCUAAGAUAAGACUGUUGAAAUGAGGCCAGUAAAGACCAUAUGAUGAUAGUAUCUAGGGCUGAUAUGGUCCAUUAUUUCUAUGCUGAUCUGACCUCACACUGUCACUGCACUCAUAAAAGCAGUGCAUUGUACGAGAUGUAGUUUGCAACAUUCCACAUGGUGGUCAACCAGUUGUCUCUAUUUCUUAAAACCUGUUAAAUGUAAUGUCAAAAUGUAGAUUUCUGCCUAAAUAGACAUACCCAAAAGUAAUUAUUUAUCAUGAGAGGGCCAUAAACAAUACCAGCUAAUGCUUAUACUGCCAGAAAGAUUACAAUCCCACCAUUCUGGUAAAAAUAGUUAUAAAUUGCUAAGGUGUAGUCACUUUUGAGGAUACAAGCUCAAGUACACUGUGCAAAUAUGAAAAUAUGAAACAUCAUAUAUGUAUUUGUUUUCCUAUUCAACAAAAGUGGGGGAAUAUGGAUUAUGGAUUUUAAUUAUUGAAAUGCUUUCAAAAUAUAGUUACAAUGAAAUUAUAAAUGACUUACUCUAAGAUUUCACCUUAUAACUAAAAUAAAUAUGAUCAUACAAAAUUGGCACCAUUUCAAAUAACUGACGACAGAGACUUUUCACCCCAACAUCCUCUGAGCGACGCAGAGACGCCAUUCAAAUUCCAGCAGACUCGUGACGCCAGCUUUAAGCACAAAGUGAUUUCCUCCCACUGUGACCAAGAGAAAGUCCCAUUGUUUCAAUUCUACGAAAUUAUUUUUUAUUUUUUCAUGUUGUGAGCUCUAAAUCCAUCUGAGAACAUUACAGCGAGAUGAGACCGCUUUAUCUGCAAUCGCUAGGCUCUCCGUUUCAUAUGCAAUUUCACAUACUGCAUCUCAGCUGAGAGCGGAGAGCAGCAUGAGAAGAGUGACAACCAGAGCUUUCACGGAGUGCACAGCAAUUGAUGUUGCGCCGUUCGCAGAGCGCUCUGUACACAAACAUGUUGUUCGGAACUGCUGAAAGUCCCCUAAAUAUGGGGCUUUACAUCUAAGAGCAAUCUACUUAUCAGUGACUCCAUCCUGUAGGGGGCUAGUCCAAAUCGCUAAAAGUUUAAGCGUUACCCCAAGAAGUGCUACACAGACUCGUAUCAAUACUGUAUGUACACAAAUGUAAAACCAAAGCAAGAGUAAAUCUGCAAUGUACAUUAUUGUUGUUAUAUAGUAAGUUGAAGGGAUGUCUAUAAAUAUGCUCUACCUAUCGGCCUGGAUCACUUGGUGUGGUAUGAUAUCUGUCUUUCUAUACUCCCAAGCUCCAGCUUAUAUUAAAGUGGUUUGUUUCUGAAUCUUCCCAUCUUGUGUGUAUAUGUGUAGCACUGUACAUGUUUGAGAAAAGAAUAUUGUCUUAUUUUCAGAGCGUUAAGACUUCUAAUGGUUUAGUGGUUUGUUUUGGUUGUUGAAAUAUUGGUUGUGUGAGGGUGUGUGAAGAAAAUAAAACAAACAACAUGAAAAAGAGACUUGAUUUUGUAUUAUCAUGCACAGAACAUUCAAUUGGACAGCUCAUAAUUAUUAUGUGCAAAGAGUCCACAGGUUUUGUAACAAUGAUCUAGAUAUUUUCAUAUUGCACAUGUGAGGUUUAACUCAUUGUCAUCAUAUAUUCUGCAAACUAGAAGGUUAAUAUGUAACUGUAACUGCCAUCUUCUGGUCAGCUUCUUCUUUUCACACAGUCUGUCACACAAUGUUUGGUGUAACCUACUUAUGUUCCAAAUUUUUCUG